CACAUUCAUUCGGCUUUAUUCACAAAUCACAGUCGACUAUUUUUUUGUCUAUAGAGAAAAAUAUAUUUUUUAAUUUAUUUAUAAAAGCCAAGAGUAUAAUCCUAAAUAUUUACUAGUCAGUGGCCACAUUUCAUGUUACAUUUUAUAUUUGUUGUUUAAUAAAAGUUAUAGCAAUGUUUGUAAAAUAUGCCUUUCGGUUUGAAGUGAUUUUUCUCCUAGUUUUGACUACUGAAUUGCUUCUACAGUUUGUGGCAGGUUCACCAUGUGUAAGGUUUGUAACACAAAAUCAUUCUAAAGAUCCUUAUUGUGACGAUGACUAUUGUUAUGGAGGCGGAUUAGUUGAAGAUGAAAUUCAUUUAUACUGUGAUGAAACAAAUCUGGAUGAAAUAUAUGAAGAUGUUUCUAAAGAGACUGUUCGGUACAGCCUCACAAUUAAAAACACGGCUUGGUCUCAAAUGGAUGUAAAUCCAACUACCUGGAAUAACAUAUUCGAACUAUCUAUGUCCAAUACGAGCACAGUGAAAAUUGUUCCUGGAUUUUUCAACAAGCUGGUAGAAUUAAAAACUUUAGAGAUAACCAAUAAUAACUUAAGCGGAAUUGUAGAUGGCACGUUCAGUGCACUGGGUUCUCUUAAGAGACUAAAUUUAAGCUAUAACGCCAUAACAUAUCUAUCAGAACAUAGCUUUUCAGGUCUGCUGGAAUUAAAGUUUCUGGAUUUGAGUUACAACAAUAUCUCAUUUAUGGAUUCUAAAGUUUUUUCAUUAAAUUCUGAUUUAAGAUAUGUUCACUUAGGGCAUAAUUUUCUGGCAAAUGUAGAAUUCACAGUUUUUCAAAAUGUAUUUACUAUUGAUCUGUCUUCCAACCGAUUAACUAAUUUUAGUUUUUCUAACCAAAGUAUUAGUAAUUCGAAUUCAAAAUUCUACAAAAGUGUAGAAUUCUUUAAUAUUAGUGGAAAUUUUUUCGAAAUUAUAGAAGAACAUUUUGUAGGACCAGAAGUAGAUACAGCUGAUUUGAGUUAUAACUUAAUAACUGCACUAUCAAAAGAUGCGUUUUCAACUGCAUUAAAAUUACAAUAUCUGUAUUUAAAUAACAACAAACUCACAUCGAUACAUAAAGCUACAUUUCGUCAACAAAUAAAUCUAAAAUAUCUGGAUUUAUCAUCCAACCCUAUUGUUACCAUUCCAUUCGGAUUAAUGAACAAUCUAAAUUCAUUGAUAUAUCUCGAUUUGUCUAAUAGCAAGGCGCUUCUUGAUUUUCACUUUCUAUUUACACUAAAGAAGUUAAAAAUAUUGAAAAUUUCUAACACGAAUAUGAAAAAUUUCGAUAUCAAUUUGAUCGUAAGUUAUUUGAACGAUUUGAAAAAAAUAUCUUUUAGCAAUAGCGUUUGGACGUGUAAGGAAUUAUUACAUAAUAUUAAUAUUUUUCAAAAGAAUAACAUUACCGUACUACCCGGUAAUAAUACAGAAACGCAAAAUUUUUUCGGCAUUUCUUGCCUGGACAGUGAAAAUGCCAAGGAAGAGACCAUCACUAUUAAUAGAAAUAAUGACGGAAAAGAUGACAGUUCAAGGCAAGACUCGCUUGAAAAAUUCCUCGACUCCGGUUUCAAAAAUACCGCUUUUUAUAAGUUUUUCGAAAGUUUCAAUAAUUUUCGAAAUUCAAGCACUGUUCCUGAAAAAAAUUCCAUAACUCUAAAUUUGGAUAAAAAUUUAACAAACUCAAAUUUAUAUAAAUUGUUAUUGCAAAACAUUAUACACGAUAUUUCUGUUUCUCAAAUACCUGCAAAUAUGUCGACAAAUGUUGCAAAUCGUUUAGAAUUAACUGAGACAUUUUUUAAUAAAGAUUUUAAAAAUACAUCUUUCUAUAAGUUUUUUGAAAGUUUCAAAAAUUUUCAAAAUUCGAACCAGAUGCCUGAUAAAAAUUCUAUAAAUCAAAAUGUGGAUAGUAACUUUACUAAUUUAAAUUUAUAUAAACUAAUAUUACAGAAAAUUCUAGAUGAUAUUCCCGUUUCUCAAAUAGCUUCAAAUAUAUCCACAAGUUUGAAAAAUCAGUUAGAACUCAAAUCACAUAUACUAAUUUUAGAUAACAAAACAAUGUCCAAAAACACGGAUCCGUUAGGAUCACCUUCACAAUUUAAUUUUCUUAAAAACUUCACCUUUCAACAAAAUGAACAAAUCAAAAAUAAUAUGCUGCAAUAUCAAAACAUAACAUUUGGCGCAUUGUCGAAAUAUUUCGAAGAGAACCCAGUUAAUCAUGAAAAUCUUAUUUUUAUGGACAUUAUGGUGUUUUUAGUCUUAGUAUGUAUAGUUUUUUACAUUUAUUAUUCAUUAUUUAGACAAAAGAAACCGAUGGAAUCAAGGGAAGGUGUACAAUUGAUAUAAAUACAGUAGACCCUCGAUUAUCCGACCUAAUGUGGGCGGUACCCUAGCUCGGAUGAUUGGCGGCACUGAUAAUCCGGAUUUUUUAAAUUUUGUUUUUGAUAUACAGGGUGUCUCAAAAAGCAUGUGCCACCUCUCGCGAGGAGAUUCCUCACGUAAAAAUAAAAUUUAUUUUUCAUAUCAACAUCCGAUUCUGCUUUGUUUCGUAGCUAUGGGGUGUUUCUUAAUAUUUUUUCGAUUUAAAAUUUUCUUCCAAGCGUUUCGAAUGAAAUGUUGAGGGUAAAACUUACUAUAAAUGCAACAUAUUUUAAAGUCAAAAAAAUGUUGACAUAUUAACCAGAGACGUGCAUAUGGGAUAAACACUGGAAUAUUUUUUUCUAAUAAAAGCAUGUA
Messenger RNA from Sitophilus oryzae (rice weevil), 2768 nucleotides. RefSeq lists its product as uncharacterized. Gene Ontology annotation, molecular function: protein binding. The record is from RefSeq and is a predicted model, not a curated record. Bases 174 to 2378 code for a protein of 734 amino acids. The transcript has 2 exons. NCBI's taxonomy places the organism in Eukaryota, Metazoa, Arthropoda, Insecta, Coleoptera, Curculionidae.